CAUAGAGGGCGUAACAAACAUUCUUUUACGCAAUCGAUAUUUCGAAACAUAGAAUAUAUAAAGUUCCAUGUUUAAUCUGUCGUGUAUUUCAUUUGUGCCAUAACCUUCAAGUUAGGUCUGAAAUAAAUUUUCAGAAGUGAAUAUGAUCGAGUAAUUAAUAAAAAAUGGAAGAAACCGACGAUUUGGAGGACAGUAUAAAAAUAAGUGCCAAUGAGUUAUUGGCUUUUCAAAGAGAAUUAAAACAGGAGAAAGAACUUCUUCAAAAGAUAUUAACAAAAAUUGAUGAUCAAGUACACAGAUUACAGGUGGAACAACUUCAUUUAUUGGGCUUAAUGAACAAAUCAUUAAAAGGCACAACAGAAAAUUCCUCCUCGUAUGAACCUGAAAAUGAUAUUCAACAAGAUUCUACAAACAAAUCAUUAGACUUGUCUGUAGCAUCAGCCUUUAAACAUUUUGAAGAAGAAAUUGAAGAUGAAGAUGAUAUUUAGUACGAAUAAUUUUUGUAACUUAAAAAUAUUAAAAACUAUACAUUUUAUACAUAUUGUUAUUAAUAAUUUUGUCAGUUUGAUAAAUUUGUUUACAACUGAAAAAUAUAUUAAUUAAUUUUAUAAAUAUACUUCAUAUUAAUAAAUUUCUAUGUCUUAAUACAUUUUACCUUAUUAACAAUUAAAUAAAAGUACAAAAACAGAGUUAAAUAAAAACCAAACUAUUAUUAUUUCUUAAAUCAAGGAGUUGAAGAAUUGUCUAUACAAAUUUGAUGUACUGGCAAUGAUAGCUU
Messenger RNA from Apis mellifera (honey bee), 778 nucleotides. RefSeq lists its product as uncharacterized. Bases 165 to 488 code for a protein of 107 amino acids. Lineage: Eukaryota; Metazoa; Arthropoda; Insecta; Hymenoptera; Apidae. The record is from RefSeq and is a predicted model, not a curated record. Gene Ontology annotation, cellular component: nucleus. The transcript has 2 exons. Gene Ontology annotation, biological process: transcription by RNA polymerase II; transcription initiation at RNA polymerase III promoter.